This is a messenger RNA of Podarcis muralis (Common wall lizard), 3083 nucleotides long. It is a transcript of the gene UMAD1, whose product is annotated as UBAP1-MVB12-associated (UMA) domain containing 1. The record is from RefSeq and is a predicted model, not a curated record. Lineage: Eukaryota; Metazoa; Chordata; Lepidosauria; Squamata; Lacertidae.
CUGGUGGGUCGUCCUACCCAUAGAUAGUGACGGAGAGCCAUGGGAUGACGUUGAAUUUUGACCGCCUACCUGUCUGGUCUUCUGUGUAUAAAUUAACGUCUGAACUGGUGACCCAUAGAAUAGAGUGGUGUCAAGAAGAAAACAAGGAUUGGCAUCCCAUUCAGAGAAACUUAGUUGAUUAGUAGUUUGCGACUUAGUUGAUUGAUUAAUUCGUUAAAUUCAAAUACGUCAAAACAAGCAGGAAAUGGAGUCUCUGUUUCUAGAUUAUUUAUUCAUUUUUCACGGCAGGCAAGGGUGGAAAUGCUCAUCAUAAGAUGGCACGUGCUAUCUGUGGUUUUUCCUAGUGUAUAAAGGAAGGACAUCUUUGCAGUUCAAGAAGAGUACUUCAUAGUCAAGCAUUUGGAAGGAAGUCAAUGCUUGGAGCUGCUGAAAGUGAAAAGACUUGUAUUUCAAAAAGAUGUUCAAUUUCUUCCGAAAAAACCAAGAUACCAAGAAGGUAUUGGUGACAGAAAAAGAAGCAGAUGGAUUUGUUUUUCUCGGCAAUACAGUGAAUGAAGAAAGCAAUGAGUCUUCAGGACCUGAGGGUGACCAGACUACACAGACAAAUUCAGAGAAUCAACCAAAGUUGCCUGAGGUGGGGACAGAGAAAAAUCAGAACAUGGAAAGCCAACCUUCUAUGUUGGAACUUCUCAGUGAUGUACCUUUCACGCUUGCACCACAUGUUCUGGCAGCGCAAGACGCAUGCAAUGACUUCCCCAGACCGUUGCUCUCCUAUGAUGUCAAUGACAACCUAACAAGGUUUUGGUACGAUUUUACGCUUGAAAAUUCUGUGCUGUGCGAAUCGUAGUUGUUGAAUCAAAUGUAUCUUGAUCACUUGAUGUAAAAUACCGAGGUGUUGUGUGCUACGUAGCUCAACUACUUUGUGACACAAUCUGAGUCAUUGUCUGGUUAAGCAUUGACAUUUUCCAUCCUCUGUGAUGUCCCUUACAAAGUUUGAAAGUACCUGUGCGAAACCUGGCAAUUCGGUUAUAAUCUACAGCUUGAACUCCUCGAGCAGAGUUCCUUUUAAUUCCAGAUAAGCUAUCCAGGUGUUGACAUUAGUUCAGGGCUUGCCUUUUCAAAGGGAGACAUUGCAUAUUACAAGAGCACUUUGAUUUAAUAAACGGGUAAGAAGUACAUGAUGGUGAAUAAACUGGCUCAUUUUGGGAGAACAGCCUUUAAGUUCUCUAACAUUAGGCACAACUUUGUAGAAACGUUGAACUGUGCCAGAUUCUAUUUUACCCCUUUUAUGAAAUACAGAAUUGUCUGCAUCCACAGCUCAGAAUGGGCUGCUGGUGUAGUUUUUGGGGUUUUCAUACUAUAUUUCCUUGGGACUCAGCAGUUUUUCAUUUGCUGUUUGUUUUCACCAGCACAUAUGUUUCUGGUUUAUAUCUUGAUCAGCUUUUCCAUUGCAAACCUCUGUACCCACUAGAGAGUGAAAUCUGGAUAUGUGUUUAUGUGCGCGCGCGCGCAUACACACACACACACACAAGUUUACCACUGAUCCUAUAAUUUAUAUGGGUCAAAUGUAAAAUUGAUGGGUUGCAGUGUUGGAAAAGAUCAAAUAGUUACAUGUUUAACUAUAUGAGGUAUCCUCUGACCCACAUAUUCAAUUCACAGGUCUUAUUGCUACUAAAGUUUAGCUGAACUUCCCUGUGCUCACUAUUGUAGUGUAUAUGAAUAAUUAUUGUGUGCAGGGUUCAUUUAUUUUCUUUUUACCAGGGAUUGAGUGGAAGAGGAUGCAUUUGUUCUGUGCCAAAAGCAAGUAUUUCAAAAGGAAUGUGCAACAUGGUUAUUUAAAAACAUGAUACACAUUUUUAAAAUUAAUAUUCUGUGACUGCCUUCCCCAACCUAGUACCACCCAGGUGGUUUUGACUACAAUUCCUAUCAGCCCUGACUUUCAGCCAUGCUGUCUGGAGGUUAUCAGGCUGGGGAAAGUUCCUCUGUGGGAUGAAUCUUCGAGAUUACAUUAGAUACACUUAACUCCCAUCAAAUUCACUGGGAUGCUAGUCAUGCCUUAGGUUCCAUUGACGUUAGGGGAACUUAUUCUGGAUCCACUGCUUUGCUUUUGUGUUACAGUAACAAAUGUUAAAUGUUUCCUUAAUGUCUAUGUGUUUUUUUUUCUUGAGAAAACUAUGUUAUAAAGUUUGACAGAUCUAGGUGUGCUGUAUAUUUGUAUGUGUGCAAUAAAAGCUAAUUAAAUGUGAUAUUCCUUUUGAAACUGGAAAAUAGUGUCCUUGCAUGUUCAGUUCUGUAGCCGUGUUUAAUCAGAUGUCACAGAAGGGACCAGACAUUGUUUUUAAUGAAUUAGAGAUUUAUUUAAUGGUAAAUGAGAGAUGACUUUCUAUUAAUUAACUUGAGUGAUAGCUUAGAAAAUCUAAUUUGCACUAAAUUCUGUAUGAUGUUGCAUGCAUAUCAGCAGAAGAACUAGAUUGUGAUCAUAUUCGAUGAUAUGAAUAAUUAUUUCUAAAGGAAGGAAUAAACAGUUUAAAUGAGGCUGUUAGAAUUUAUGUCUCUUGCAAAUUUGAUGGCAAGGGGCUCUCAAUCCCUGAUCAUCUAGGUUGUAUGUUGUACUGUUCGUUUUUGUUCUUUAUUUGACAUUAGCCAUUAUAUUUUCACUAGUCCAAAAGCAAUAUUGCCACUACUGUUGUCCCAUUUUACUCUGUUAAAAACUACUUUGCAGUAUAAUCUAAAAUAUACUUAAAAUUAGAUGUAACGUACAGUAUGAAACAUAAGCUAAUAUUUCAAAAUACUUUGCAUUAAAUAAAAGGCAGGCUGCAGGACAUACUUUUAUAUUUGGCAUUUCUUUUUUAUUGUAUGAUUAUUUUACGAUUCCUGAAAUAAUUUACAUCGAAGUAAGUUUCACAGUAUAUAUUUUUAUUGGGGCUCCAAUAAAACACACAAAAGUGUUACAAUGAAGGUAUUUGUGUUAAUAUUUUGAUUGUCUUUUUUAUUGUGUUGCUUGUUGUGAGCUACACUGGAGUGUAUUUCUUUGUUGGGGCAGGUGUUAAUAAAAUGAAAUAAAUCUAUACUAUUAAACUGUU